AUAUAAUGAAGGGAGAAUCCGUGUCAUUUCUGACUUGACGAAAGAAGUGACGAUUAAACAAUUGACAGCAUAUAAGACGUUCGACAACAUGGCUACCAAAGGAUUGGCUAUUAUCGCAGGAGUCGGCCCUGGCACGGGCGCUUCCAUCGCCAGACGCUUUGCCAAAGCAUACUCGGUGAUAGUGCUUAGCCGCAACCCCGCGAACUUCGAACCUCUUGUUCAAGAAAUCAACUCUAGCGGUGGACAGGCCCUAGGAAUCAGUACGGACGUGACAGACUCGGCAAGCGUAAAGUCUGCGUUCGAGAAGAUCUCCCAGCAGUACGCUGGUGUUCCUCUCGCAGCGGCCGUGUUCAACCCUAGCGGUGGAUUUGCGCGCAAACCUUUCCUCGAGCUCACGGAGGAAGAAUUCUCCCAGGGGUUCGAGAACCAAGGAAAGGGAGCUUUCAACUUCGCCAAAGGCGCUUUGCCUCUCCUGCUUCAGGCGCAAGGCCUGCAGCAUCCACCAACUCUAAUCUUCACGGGGGCUACAGCCAGCGUGAAAGGGUCUGCGAAUUUCGCGGCCUUUGCAACAGGCAAAUUUGCUCUACGAGCGUUGGCGCAAUCACUGGCGCGAGAGUUCGGACCGAAGGGCGUCCACGUCUCUCACGUCAUUAUCGAUGGGGUCAUAGAUAUCCCCAGAACGAAGGCGUGGACAUUCGAGCAUGAAGACGCUAAACUUGACCCAGACGCUAUUGCAGAGUCGUAUUGGCAUUUGCACACCCAGCCGCGCACGACAUUCGGGUUCGAGCUAGAUCUUCGCCCAUAUGUGGAGAAAUGGUAACCAAGAGGUCGAAGGAGUACUCCGUAUAUCAGCUGAUGAUAAUGAAUCAUUAAUAUUGUUUUCUUUCCGUGAUAAAGUUGGUGCGCAGUAGUAGCGCUGUAACCUUCGGGCCGAUCUCUCUGUUGCAGUAAAACUCCGGGGGAAUGAGGAGGGGAAACUCUCUUCAAAUAAAUUGAUUCUCGAGACAAUGAUCUCAUUGAAGGUAUUGGCGAAGGUGAUCGUCAUUCAGAAGGAUAAUUCUGUUUCAGUUGUUGCUUCAAGUUUUUCCGAGAUGCCUGAAUUACUCCAUGCCCAGUAUAAAAAGAACUACUGCUUAAUCACAAUUAUAGCACUAUGAUCGCUC
Messenger RNA from Aspergillus novofumigatus IBT 16806, 1163 nucleotides. RefSeq names its product oxidoreductase, short chain dehydrogenase/reductase family. The coding region runs from base 89 to 820 and encodes 243 amino acids. The record is from RefSeq and is a predicted model, not a curated record. The transcript has 4 exons. NCBI's taxonomy places the organism in Eukaryota, Fungi, Ascomycota, Eurotiomycetes, Eurotiales, Aspergillaceae.